Messenger RNA from Podarcis raffonei (Aeolian wall lizard), 1862 nucleotides. It is a transcript of the gene DMTN, whose product is annotated as dematin actin binding protein. Gene Ontology annotation, molecular function: actin filament binding. Gene Ontology annotation, biological process: lamellipodium assembly; cytoskeleton organization; actin filament bundle assembly. Gene Ontology annotation, cellular component: plasma membrane; actin cytoskeleton. The record is from RefSeq and is a predicted model, not a curated record. Lineage: Eukaryota; Metazoa; Chordata; Lepidosauria; Squamata; Lacertidae. The transcript has 17 exons. Bases 210 to 1415 code for a protein of 401 amino acids.
GCCAGGCGAGAGAUGCGGGAGGCAGCAGCAGCAGCAACCAGGAUGGCGCCGCCGCCGCCGGGAAGGACCAGCGCCCCGCCCGCCGCCGGGCCCGCGUCGCGCCUCUGAAGAAGGAGCCGCUCAUCCAAGUCCCAGCCAGCCCGGAGGGAUGGGAACAGCCAGGUGAACAGGACUUGGUGAAUGAGUUGGACCUUCAAGCAGGAGACUGAAUGGAGAAACUACAGAAGCACCAGCUGACAUCCCCAGGGAGCCUCUGCUCUUCCCGGGGCUCCAGCGUCCCUGGGUCACCCUCCAGCCUUGUGGCAAAAAUGGACAAUGAAGUCUACAAGGACUUAGCAGCAAUCCCCAAAGACAAGGCGAUCCUGGACAUAGAGCGCCCCGACUUGAUGAUCUACGAGCCCCACUUUACCUACUCCCUCCUGGACCACGUGGAGAGGCCGAGGAGCCGAGAGCGCUCCCUCUCGCCCAAAUCCCUCUCUCCACCUCCUUCUCCAGAAGUCACUCGCGACUGGAUGGAGGAGAGCAAGUCUCCAGGCAAUGCCUCCCAGCCGGGCAGCCGCCGAACCAGCAGCAGCAGCCGCAGCGGAGUCCACCAUUUCCACCGCCCUGAUACCAACACGGCAGAGAUGAACAUCUACAAGAAGCCUCCCAUCUACAAGCAGAGAGAGCAGUCGGUGACGCCAACCCCGCAGAGCAAGCACCUGAUCGAGGACCUGAUCAUCGAAUCCUCCAAGUUCCCGGCUGCCCAGCCGCCCGACCCCAACCAGCCGGCCAAGAUUGAGACGGACUACUGGCCCUGCCCGCCCUCCUUGGCAGUUGUGGAGACCGAGUGGCGGCGGCGGAUGGCCUCCAAAAGAGGCGAGGACGAGGAUGAGGACAGCACGGAAGAACUGGGGAGCCUGCGAGAGUUGCAGAAGCAAGAGCUGAGCAAGGUGGCCUCCAACCUUGGCAAGCUCAUCCUCAAGGAGGAGAUGGAGAAGUCGCUCCCCAUCCGGAGGAAAACCCGUUCCCUUCCAGACCGGACGCCCUUCCACUCCUCUCUUCACGGCGGAAGCUCGAAAUCUUCCUCCCUUCCUGCCUACGGGAGAAGCACCCUCGCCAGGCUGCAGUCCACAGAGUUCAGUCCUGCCGGCAGUGAGAAAGGGAGCCCAGGUCUACAGAACGGCCAGAGAGGGCGGAUGGACAGGGGAAACUCCCUCCCUAGUAUGCUGGAGCAAAAGAUUUACCCUUACGAGAUGCUGAUGGUGACGAAUCGGGGGAGAGUGAAACUGCCUCCAGGCGUGGACAGGACAAGGCUAGAGCGCCACCUGUCAGCCGAAGAUUUCCUGCGUGCGUUCGAGAUGUCGCCGGACGAAUUUGGCAAGCUGGCCCUGUGGAAGCGGAACGAGCUGAAGAAGAAAGCCUUCCUCUUCUGAUCCCAGCCCCCGCGCAGAGCCGACAUGCCCGGCGUGACGCUCCGUGCGUGUGUGCCGACCCGUCUUUCAUCACAGACGCUUUAGGGCUACUCUCGAGCUCGUUCGAAGGGACGUUGCUCCUUUCUCCCCACCACCACCCAACCGCCCUCACUGCAGAGGUGGCUGCCAUGCCUUGACUCUUGGGGCAGAGGAAAAGUGGGUCAGGAAAAGAGUGGUGAGCACCCUGUGCUGGAUGUGGCGGCUGCGGGGGGUGCCAAGUCCCUUCCCCACUCCCACCCCAGUGAAAAUCAGCCAUGUGUGGGGUGGGAAGAGGCCAGGGUGGAGAUAAGGUGUUCUGUGCUGCCACCCUUAAGCUCAUUCCGUUGCUGGCUUUACUCCCAGACCACGCAUCCUCUCCCCCCUUUGGCACAAAGGCCCAUCAGGUUUUCUAAACUUGGGCAAGAAUGA